Messenger RNA from Microthlaspi erraticum, 348 nucleotides. NCBI's taxonomy places the organism in Eukaryota, Viridiplantae, Streptophyta, Magnoliopsida, Brassicales, Brassicaceae. The record is from the annotation of a GenBank genome assembly.
AUGAAGAUCUAUCGAGAGAUCUAUGGCGAUCCGAUCUAUGACACAUAUGAAGAUGAUGUUGAUGUUAUGACUUCGUUUUCAAAGAAGGUUUCUUUGAGAAUUCGGUGCGUGCAAAAUCCGGGCGGCGCAGACAGAUUGGUGAAGAUUUCGGUUUCAUGCAAAAUCCGGUUUGUGCGAAAAUCGUGCAGAUUCAGAUCCGUGCAAAUUUCGGGUCUAAUCCGGUUCGUGCGAAAAUUGGACCAAGGUGAAAAGAAGGUGAAGAUAAUUCUGCCAAAGCUCCAUGAUGAAAACCCUACUGAAGAUUCGAGGACGAAUCUUUCUUGGCCGGCGAGACCUGAUGCAGCGUGA